UGGUCAAUAGUCAAUAUUGUUAAGUGUGGAGGUUAGAAAUUGUUCGGCCGUUGCCCGCUAUCAAUUUUAUUGAAUUCUACUUUAUAUAUAGAUUUCUUUUAAUUUAUUAUUAAGAUAAACGUUACUAUUAUUUAAAGUCUAGUCAUGGAUUUUAAUGAAGAUCUCCUAUUAUUACUCAUAUUGAUGUUCAUAUGGGUAGAGUAUUUAUGGGAGCUUUACUUAUCGUUGCGUCAGCUCCACAUAUACAAAACAAACAACGCUAUACCUGAGGAUCUGAACCAAAUGCUGAAUGAAGAAUCAUUCAAAAAAGCCCGAGUUUAUGGCAUAGAUAAAUCUCAGUUCAAAAUUGCUAAAGAACUCUUCAAUAUUAUAUUGACAACUAUAAUCUUGUAUAAACGAUGGGUUUACACAGUCUGGAGUUCAUCUGAAAGUUUUGCUGGAAUGUUGAAUAUUAGUUCUGAUCAAGAAAUUAUUGUGAGUUGCAUAUUUAUGACAUUUGUUACAGGUUUUAAUUUCAUAGUUAACAUGCCUUUUACAAUUUAUGCAAAUUUUGUGCUUGAAGAGAAGCAUGGUUUCAAUAAACAAACAGCUGGCUUUUUCAUUAAAGAUCAAAUCAAGAGUCUGGCAUUAAGUUUGGUUAUCACAUUACCAAUCAUAUCUGCUGCCAUAUAUAUUAUUAUGCUUGGAGGAAAUAUGUUUAUUGUGUGGCUAUGGUUAUUCACAACUGUAGUAUCAUUAUUCCUUCUCACUAUUUACCCUUCAGUUAUAGCCCCAAUAUUUGAUAAGUUCGAGCCACUUGCUGAAGGAAAUCUUAGAAAUGGUAUUGAAAAUUUGGCUUCUCAACUUAAAUUCCCUCUCUCUCAAGUUUACAUUGUUGAAGGUUCUAAAAGAUCUGUUCAUAGUAAUGCCUAUUUUAGUGGUCUUUUUGGUCAAAAGCGAAUAGUUUUAUUUGAUACUCUGCUUGAAAAACAUGACGAUGUAAAGAAUCUUACAACAGGAUGUACAGAUAGUGAAAUAUUGGGUGUUCUUGCUCAUGAAUUGGGACAUUGGAAGUGUAGUCAUAUUUACAAGUCGAUAGUACUUACAGAGGUGAAUUUGUUAUUGCUCUUUACAGCUUUCGGUUUUCUCUUUAAAAAUUCUUUAUUAUACACUACACUAGGCUUUGCUCCUGGUACUGAACCUGUUAUAAUUGGUUUGAUUAUUGUCUUACAAUUGAUUCUUGCACCUUACAACUCUCUUUUAUCAUUCUUUGCUACUGCCCUUUCUCGUAAAUAUGAAUUUGAAGCCGACAACUUUGCUGUUGGCUUAAACUAUGGUGAUCAGUUAAGAUCUUCACUUAUAAAACUCGGUAAAGAUAACUUGGAUUAUCCCAUCUAUGAUAAAUUAUAUUCAGCUUGGUAUCAUUCACAUCCAACUUUGUUACAUAGAAUGGAAAAUAUAAAGAAACAAAUGGCAAACAAAAAGAAAGACUAAAUGUAUAACUCGUAAUCAUUAAACAGUACAACAAUUCUAUAUAUGUAUAGGACUUAUUUAUUACUAGUCCAGACACUUUUUUCAUUUAAUUUAAUAAAUUUUUGCUAUUCGCACAAUUAAGAGAGAAAUAAAAAAACAUUUUGUGGUUACAAUAAUAUUUUUAAACAAUAAAA
Messenger RNA from Pieris rapae (cabbage white), 1646 nucleotides. RefSeq names its product CAAX prenyl protease 1 homolog. Lineage: Eukaryota; Metazoa; Arthropoda; Insecta; Lepidoptera; Pieridae. Gene Ontology annotation, cellular component: endoplasmic reticulum membrane. The coding region runs from base 145 to 1473 and encodes 442 amino acids. The record is from RefSeq and is a predicted model, not a curated record. Gene Ontology annotation, biological process: CAAX-box protein processing. Gene Ontology annotation, molecular function: metalloendopeptidase activity. The transcript is spliced from 2 exons.